AUGCGGUCCUUCGUGCUAUUCGGGCUGGUUCGUUGGAUUGACGGCAGUGCUCGGUUUUUGCUUCUUCCGGACCAUAUCCAAGACCAACGACAGCGAAAAGACCCCGUCGACCAAGAUAUCGUCAAGGAAAUGGCCAGGGUAACCAACUCUGACGACGGACUGCAAGUGCUUCAUCUCACCAAGUCCUUCAAAAAAUUCACGGCCAUCUCUUUGCGCUCCUGGGCCCCAAUGAUGCCGGAAAGACCAUUAUUCCCUCCUCCGAGGCGGCGUCCAACCCCCCUCCACCGCAACGGCGGAGACAUCUUCGUCGACAGCAUUUCCGUGUUGCAGCGCCUCGCAGCGGUGCGCUCCUGUCUAGGCGUCUGUCCUCAAUUUGACGCCGUGGAUCAAAUGACCGUUCUCAAGCACCUGACGUUCUACUACGCGCGCAUUCGAGACAUUCACGACCACCGAAUGGCCGCCAAACUCCCCGGCAGCAACAAGCGCAAGCUAUCCCUUGGCAUCGCCAUGAUGGGCUCACGACCCAUUCCAUGGAAGAGGCAGUCGCUUUGGCGCACCGCGCUCGCUCUGGGGACCACAGGCUUUCUCCGGUCCAAGUACGGAGACAUAUACCAUGUCCAUCUGGUGCAUGCAUAUGCGGCCCCCACAACAGAGGCCGAGAUGCAAUGCAUCCGCGACUGGAUGAGGACAAAAUCCCCAUACACGUUCAUUGAACAGAAGACAUAUCACGCUCAACUGCGAUUUAGCACUCCGGCUUCUGAGGACAGGGAUGAUGAGUCCUCGACGGUUGAGAGAGAUUACCCGACCCGUGGCUACAUCCAAAUAUGCCGAUACUUCCUACAACGCCCUCGACCUUCUCAUUCCGCCUCCGACGCAACAAACGCUCCUCAUGUCACAGUCAUUCGCCCCAUCAAAGGCCUAGAGCCACAUCUGUAUGAUUGCCUAGCCUCGACGUUCCGUCAGAAUUACCCGCGCGACCGAUUAACCGUUUGCCUCUGCGUGUCCUCCCGAAAAGAUACUGCGUACCCAACCCUUCAGAAACUGGUGUCGGACUUCCCUCAUGCCAAUGCGCGUCUCUACGUGGAAGAGGAGGAUCCGUUGCUCCAGCCCGGCAACGAAUCCGCCUACAGCCUUGGCCCCAAUCCGAAAAUCCGGAAUAUGAGUCGGGCGUACCGCGAAGCAAAGGGCGAUAUCGUCUGGAUUAUCGACUGCAAUGUGUGGGUCGGCAAGGGGGUUUGCGGACGCAUGGUUGACCGACUGUGCGGGUUCGGAGUUCACUACGGCAAGAAAUACAAAUUCGUCCAUCACCUCCCCGUCGUGGUCGACGUGACGAGUGAACUGGGUUAUAAUGCAGAGGCCGCUGACGUCGAGGGGGUUCUUGCGAUGGGCGGGGGCCGGUUGGAGGAGCUGUUUCUCUCGUCCUCGCACGCCAAGAUGUACACGGCGAUCAACACGGUGCUGAUUGCGCCGUGCAUUGUGGGUAAAUCCAACAUGUUCCGACGGUCUCAUUUGGACUACUUGACGGCUCCGUCGUCAGGGGAUCCCCACAGGCGAAACCCCGGCAUCGAUUACUUCUCGGACAACAUCUGUGAGGACCACCUGUUUGGCGACUUAUUGUGGAAGAAUGCAGUACCGGAAGAGAGGGAGCAGGGGGAGCGACUAGGCAAGCAUGGCAUGGUCUUCGGGGAUCUUGCAUUUCAGCCUGUGGCCCAUAUGAGCGUGGAGUCGUACAUAGCGCGUCGGGUGCGUUGGCUGCGUGUGCGCAAGUUCACGGUACUCCUCGCGACCUGGGUGGAGCCGGGUACGGAGUCGAUGUUGUGUUCACUGUACGGUUCCUGGGGGGUGACGACAUCUCUGGCGCAGUGGCUGAUGGCGAAGGGAUACGCCAAUGCGGUACAUUUGACGACCUGGACGGCAUUCGUCUCGUGCUUCUGUCUCAGCAUCGUGGCAUGGAUCCUUCUCGACUGGACGCUGUACAUCAAGCUUCAUUCGGCCAAGACUGUGGAACUGGACGCGGACACGCCAUCCUUUGCGCGAACCCCUCGAGGGGGCAUAACCCGACGGACAUUCGGGCAGUGGUUCACAGCAUGGCUGGGGCGAGAGAUGUUGGCCCUUCCGAUCUGGCUGACUGCGUUUUAUGGCGGUGUCACGGUAACAUGGCGAGAUCGACGAUUCCGCGUAGGAUUGGACAUGAAAGUGCGAGAGAUUGAUCAGACAGAGGCAGACGGCAGCAAAGUACGACAGGAUUAG
Molecule: messenger RNA, 2250 nt
Organism: Aspergillus tanneri
Lineage: Eukaryota; Fungi; Ascomycota; Eurotiomycetes; Eurotiales; Aspergillaceae
Product: putative ceramide glucosyltransferase
Exons: 4
Coding region: 1-2250 (749 amino acids)
Biological process (GO): glucosylceramide biosynthetic process
Cellular component (GO): membrane
Molecular function (GO): ceramide glucosyltransferase activity
Source: RefSeq, a predicted model, not a curated record